CUAUCCUACCGUACAGCAACAGCAAGACCGAGACAUCAACACAAUAUUACUUCCAGAACUACCAACGAUACAAACAGGAUACAGAGUCUUCGAGGAGCCUGAUUAUUUAUCGUCGUUCGCUACGGUCUCGAGCUCACUGACCUUCCUCAUCUCUGCCCGUAUUUGAGGGCGUUAUCGCGCAUAUCCAACCUCGAACGCAGCCCUCGUGAUGGCUUCCCGAAAGAAGGUUCUCCUCAAGGUCAUUAUCCUUGGGGACAGCGGCGUGGGCAAGACGAGUUUGAUGAAUCAAUAUGUCAACAAGAAGUUCAGUGCUAGCUACAAGGCCACGAUCGGUGCAGAUUUCCUGACCAAGGAGGUCCUGGUAGACGACCGUUUAGUGACGAUGCAGCUUUGGGAUACCGCAGGACAAGAGAGAUUCCAGUCAUUAGGUGUGGCGUUCUACAGAGGAGCCGACUGUUGCGUGUUGGUCUAUGAUGUCAACAAUUCAAAGAGUUUCGAUACCCUCGAUAGCUGGAGGGACGAGUUCUUGAUUCAAGCUUCGCCAAGAGAUCCAGACAGCUUCCCAUUUGUGGUACUGGGCAACAAGAUUGAUGUGGAGGAGAACAAAAGGGUGAUAUCUUCGAAGAGAGCUAUGACCUUCUGCCAAUCCAAGGGAGGCAUUCCAUAUUUUGAAACCAGUGCAAAGGAAGCUAUCAAUGUGGAACAGGCGUUCGAGGUAAUCGCUAGAAAUGCUCUCGCCCAAGAAGAAUCCGAAGAGUUCAGUGGAGACUUCUCAGACCCGAUCAACAUUCACAUCGAGAACGAUAGAGAUGGGUGCGCAUGCUAGAUCCAAGAGAGGUUACAGAUUCGAUUUCUCGGAGCGAGCUAUAUCCCUCUGUCCUUUCUAUACCCUGGGUCAUCUCGCAUCGUUUGGAUGGCCAAAGGUGCGUACACGUGUACAUAAGGAUUCUUUUUAUGGCGCUUUGGUGUCUGCUUCUCCUUGUUGAUACAGAAUGCAUAAUUUCAUCAUCGGUACACACUGAGGUAUUCUUUUCCGUGCGCCGUACUGAACUCGAUGGUAUGUCUAUGUGAUCCCAAGACUCUUGACAGUCAUGUUGUUGCAUCUACAAAUACCAUUAGAUCAUUCCAGGAUCAUCCAC
Messenger RNA from Mollisia scopiformis, 1139 nucleotides. RefSeq lists its product as uncharacterized. Bases 209 to 826 code for a protein of 205 amino acids. Lineage: Eukaryota; Fungi; Ascomycota; Leotiomycetes; Helotiales; Mollisiaceae. The record is from RefSeq and is a predicted model, not a curated record. Gene Ontology annotation, molecular function: GTPase activity; GTP binding. The transcript is spliced from 7 exons. Gene Ontology annotation, cellular component: phagocytic vesicle; late endosome; fungal-type vacuole membrane. Gene Ontology annotation, biological process: regulation of vacuole fusion, non-autophagic.